Selaginella moellendorffii is the source of this 1444-nucleotide messenger RNA. RefSeq names its product ribonuclease H2 subunit A. The record is from RefSeq and is a predicted model, not a curated record. Gene Ontology annotation, molecular function: RNA binding; RNA-DNA hybrid ribonuclease activity. Gene Ontology annotation, cellular component: ribonuclease H2 complex. Lineage: Eukaryota; Viridiplantae; Streptophyta; Lycopodiopsida; Selaginellales; Selaginellaceae. The transcript has 9 exons. Gene Ontology annotation, biological process: DNA replication, removal of RNA primer; mismatch repair. The coding region runs from base 19 to 852 and encodes 277 amino acids.
UCCCAUUCUCUAGGGUUUAUGGCGGCGGCGUGGUGCUCCACGCCGUGCGCCAUGGGGAUCGACGAGGCCGGGCGCGGCCCAGUUCUAGGGCCGAUGGUCUAUGGAUGUGCUUACUGCGCUGUGGCGUACAAGGAGGAGCUAGCGAGCUUGAAAUUCGCAGAUUCCAAGAUAUUGACAGAGGGAAAACGAGAAAGGCUUUUCGAGAGCUUGAAGGAGGACCCAUCGAUGGGUUGGGCCGUGGACGUCAUUGAUCCGCGGGACCUAUCAGCUCAAAUGCUACGCAGAGUAAAACGAAGCCUGAACGACAUAUCCUAUGACUCAGCCAUUGGUCUCAUCAAGCUUGUUCUUUCCAGAGGCGUGCUACUUUCCGAGGUCUAUGUCGACACGGUUGGAGAUGCCGAAAAAUAUCAAGCGAGGCUUUCCGAGCUUUUCCCGCACAUAAAGUUCACAGUGGCUAAGAAGGCCGACAGCUUGUUCCCAAUCGUGAGUGCCGCUAGCAUCGCUGCAAAGGUGACAAGAGACCAAGCGCUGAAGUCAUGGGUCAUGGAUGAGGCCGGCUGCACGAUAUCAAGAAACUUUGGUUCCGGCUAUCCAGGAGAUCCUGAUACGAAGGCUUGGCUGGAGCAGCAUAUGGAUGAUGUAUUUGGAUUUCCAUCGCUCGUGAGAUUUAGCUGGGCCACCUGCAAGCCUCUCAUCGCGGAAGGCGGUGUCCAUGUUUACUGGGAGGCUGACGAAGACGAUGACACCGCACUUGUGAAAAAAUCUCGAUCUGCGCAAACGGAGUCGAGUGGAGCCCUGAGGCAUUCCUUUUUCAGGUCAAGGCAGCUACAGCAAGUUACUACACGUCUUUAAGAGCGAGCGAGGCCACCUACAGCAGCAGUAGUCACGUAAAACUUGCAAAGGAGUUUGAAAACUUGGCUUCCAAGUGUACCAACAUCACUUCCAAGCCAAGGAAGAGAGCUCCAGAAAAAAAAUGUAAGACAGGCUCUCUCGUUCGAUCUAAUUCUUCUUGGUGGCUCUCUUCAUUCUCGACGAAAUCACUGCUCGCAGGAUCUUCACGUACCUCCUCAGCCUCUUUCGAAGCGCAAACCGGGUGCUGCUCUUGCCUCUCGGGUUUUCAUCCUUGCGAACAAAGCGGUAGCUCUUCAAGUACGAUCCCCUGGAGACAAAUCCCUGCGACUCCCAAGAGAACUCAUCGCUAUCCUCUUCGUCCUCUCGAUCACUACUACCGCGACUGCCACUGCCGCGAUCACAGCUACUGGAACUGGAACUCAUUCCCGAAAGAACACCGGAGCGAUGCUUGGCUCCACGAAUGCCAUAGCAGAUUGGGGUCAUCAUCUCCACAGCUUCGAGAAGAAAUAAAACCCCCAGCAAGAAAAAUAAAACGCCUCCCUGUUCUUGCUUCCAAGCUCCAAACUUUUUUAAAUGGUACGAAUAUUCCGCC